Boeremia exigua is the source of this 1140-nucleotide messenger RNA. RefSeq lists its product as uncharacterized. NCBI's taxonomy places the organism in Eukaryota, Fungi, Ascomycota, Dothideomycetes, Pleosporales, Didymellaceae. The record is from RefSeq and is a predicted model, not a curated record. The transcript is spliced from 2 exons. Bases 366 to 1052 code for a protein of 228 amino acids.
CAACAACGAUCAAUACGUUCUGACCCGAACAAAGUUGUUUGAAGAUUUUCCAGAGCUCGUAUGUUCAACCGGACGUGUUGACUUCGUUCAUAUUCCUCACUAAACAUGAUGUGGUGCACUUACCUCACUCCAAUCCAUGACUGCCUCCAAGUCGCAGAGGGCAGGUCCUCAAAGCCACGACUUCUCUCGUAGCCACGCGAUGCUGCAAACAAUUAUGAUGCUACCUCGGCGCUUCAAAUCUUCAUCCGUACUUCGUUGCCAUUGUUUUGCUCUUCUCCCGCAUUCAUCACAGCCACUCCUUACCAUUGUCAUUUUAACACUCACUGAAGCCCUUUUCUCGGCAGGUCUCUGUUUCACUGAUCAAUAUGUCAGACGCUGGUACACCGGCCGCUGUACCGGAGGAUGCUCCAAAGGAAGAACAGCCUCAACCUGCUCCAGAACCAGCUGCAGAGGAGCCUCCCUCUGAAGAGCCACCUGCAGAAGAGCCAGCAGCAGAUUCAUCGCCCGAGGAAGCACCUGCCCCAGAACCUACGGUUGAAGAACCACCUGAGGCUACUGAACCUGAACCUGCUGUAGAAGAACCGCCUGCCGAGGACCCACCUGUCGAGCCAUCCCCUGCUGAAGACCCUCCGGCCGAAGAGCCACCACCAACAGACGAAGCGCCUGCAGAGGAACCUGCGGAAGUUCCUGAGUCUGAAGGUAACCCCGAUUCAGUCAUUGAUGAUUUGAUAGACAUGUAUGCUGAGGCCCCGCUUGAAGAACAGCCGCAGGAUAUCCAACUAGCUGCUGAACCAGAGCCCGUACCUGAACCAGAGCCAGAGCCCGAGCCCGAGACUCCCUUGCCUCCUGCGUCGACCAAGUCAGCUAAACCACGAAAACGGGACACAUUGCGCAGCAAAUUAGCAGCCGGUGGCAAAGGAAAACAACGACUUCUGAUGUUCACUGCCCCGAAGGAGACCAAGCCGCUGGUCGUGGCACUUCAGAAGGAGAAGGCGAAGGGCACAGAUAUCAAACCACUGGUGGAAGGCAUGUUGGCCACGAUUGCAUCGUAGCUGGGAUGUGCAAUGAGACGCACUACCGUCAUAGCUUACACAUUACGAGCAAACCCUACAUAGAAACCUAUACAACUCCGUCCUACCC